AUGUCUAAAGUGUUAAAUAAGGAAGGAGAAAUGAAUGUGCCAUCACAGGAACAUGUGCAUCUUCUAUCAUCAGACGAGGGCGGAGGCAGCUCGGACAGUCGGUCUGACAGCAGCGAAGACGAAGUUACCGAGCACGUCACGGCCACGCCCCCACCCAACAUGGCCGCUGCCAGGGCGCAGUUUUGUCCGCAGGUCCCAACCAUUAGCGUGACGCCGCACAGCCCCGGAGUGCUGGAUGACAGUCUACAGCAGCUACGGAGGCUUCAUGCGGCUGUUCAGCGCAUGAGAGCGGCGCCUCUACCCUUACUAGCGACUGGAACGAGUAGAUUGAGUACUUCGUGUCCAUCUCUCUGCAAAGAUGGCGUGGUGGAGACGGAGUGUUCGUCGCCGACGCAUCUGGAUUUCUACCCGCAGAGCAGAAAGGGUAGUGGCGAGUCCCGCCAGUGGAUGUCAUGGGAGCGACGCGAUGAAGGGAGACGCAGCUCAUGGGCGGCCCUCGAACCGACGCCUCCUCAGCAUGACGCCCAGAGGCAUAGAGGAGCAUUGAACGGACACAGCGCUUCGCUGUCGUCUAUGGAGUCCGAGGGCGAAGCGCCGCGACCUGUUCGACAUUCGACGCAUUCCUUGAACGACAACGAUCUCGCUAAAGAGUUCGAGAAAGUGACGGCAGCGUUACGCGGCGCUAGUAGCGCGGUCCCAAGUAUUAACAGUUCCAGACUACUAGCGAGGCUACCGCUGCAGAAAAGCGUCUCCACACCGAGUAUCGUGGCGGCAGUUCAACCACCACAGCCGCCUCCACCAGCUAAUAUCCUAUCAGCCGGAGGUGCGAGCGAGACAGAAAGCGAUGAGGACGCAUCCGCAGCUACUGUGGGCGCAACCUCUCAACUCACGGGGCGCAGAAAUAAUUCACAUCAAGAACAUUUGGGGUUGCACCGAUUAGCAUUUCUCGAACAAGCUGCGUAUGACCAUCACGCCGAAAAGCGACGGAAACGCGGCAGUCUAUUCUUCAGGAAGAAAAAGGACAAAUCUCGGAAGGCAGCGCACGUGUGGCAGGCGGCCGUAGCGGGGGGACACUGCGACUGGUGUCAACGGGAACUGUCCGAUAAACCGGCUCUGUACUGCGAAAAUUGUACCAUGACCGUGCAUCAAAAUGUAUGCAAAGACUACAUUGUUGAGUGCAAUAAACCAAAGUCAUCGAAGACGACCGUGGGAAAGUCGUUGAGUGCCAGCAGCGGCAAAAGCAGCAAACGCAGUUCCGUUUCCGGUCAAUCGCAGAACUCAAACAGCACAAGUAUAUACAAUGAUGAAAAGGACGGCUCUGAUCAUAAACACGAUCAAAGCAAUGCAUCUGACGACGGGGUGACAGAGUGGCCCGAGGUUUACAUUACUCCAGAUCAACUGGGUGAAGAGGCAAUACUGCUCGGGCUUGGUGCUGCUGAGCCGGAAACUUGGGCCGCUGGAGCACCUAAAGGCUUGGCCAAGAGUAUUGGAGAAAGGGAAACAAAACGACAAGAGCACAUUUACGAGCUAAUACUAACUGAGAAACACCACUGUCUCACAAUAAGGUUAAUGCAGAAGAUGUUCGUAGAAGGAAUGACCCGCCUAGCGGGAAUUUCCGACUCGCAAGUGUCGAGAAUGUUCCCGCGCUUAGAUGAACUGUGGUGCAUUCACGCUGCAUUAUUAUCCCGACUGCGCGCGAGGCAGCGAACGGCGCCGCGAGUCAACACUAUAGCUGAUAUACUGGCUGAUGCGUUCGCCUCCCCAGAUCAUCAUACGCUGAAGGCUGCUUAUGGUGAAUUCUGCUCCCGCCACCGCGAUGCUGUUGACGUGUUCAAAGAGUGUUGCGCCCGCGAACCCAAGUUGGCGAGAUUCAUCAGAAAGUGCCAACAGAACCCGCUUCUAAGAAAGAAGGGUGUCCCAGAAUGCGUCCUCUUCGUAGCUCAAAGGCUAACGAAGUAUCCCUUGCUACUGGAACCACUUUUGAAGACGGCGGGCGACGAUCUCGCGGAGAGAGAAUUGUUGCAGAAGGCGUUGUGUGGUGUGAAGGAAAUCCUAGUUGACGUAGAUAACCAAGUUGCAGCCAAAGAGAGGGAGGAUAGAAAGCUGGAAAUAUAUCACAGGAUAGACGCGAAGUCUUUUGCCAAUUUUCGUGGUAGAAAAUUCAAGAAGAGCGACAUACUACAGGGGAAUAGGAGUCUGAAGUUCGAAGGUGUAGCAACACUUAUGCAGGGUAGAAGUAAAAUGCAGACGUUGCUUGUCAUAGUUCUAACGGACGUUUUAUUUUUUCUGCACGACAACAAUAACAAGUAUACGUUUUUCACGCCUGACAACAAAGUAAG
Molecule: messenger RNA, 2339 nt
Organism: Leptosia nina
Lineage: Eukaryota; Metazoa; Arthropoda; Insecta; Lepidoptera; Pieridae
Source: the annotation of a GenBank genome assembly